AUGUCUGCGCCUGACAGCAAGCAAGGCUUCCUUGCUAACCUGUCCCCGUGGGGCUCCAGAGCCGUCACGCCGAAACCGCCCACGACACCAAGGACUGCUGCGGCAGACAGAGACGACGCAAAGGCAAAGGAGCGGGAGGCGGCUGUCCUAGGCACACAGAGGGGGGGCGAUCACGUCGUCGACCGAAGACACCGCCUGAGCUUGAAGAAGUACCCGCAGGACUGCCCCUCCGCUGGCCUCGACGUGCCCAAGAGAAAACCGCUCUCUGCCCACGGCCUUGCACCCGACGCCGCCCUGCCCAAGCCGAAGAAAUGGAUCCCCUUCAGCGAGAGCGACUCCAAUGCCAUUGAGACUGCAUUCCAGAAGUCGGCCGACGACGCUGAUGACGCCGAAGCGAGGAAACCCGCUGCUACUCCGACCACGCCAGACAAGGAAGGCUCUGCCGCCAAAGCUACUACGACCAAGGUGUCCGUCAACGAAGACUACCUCUUCGAUGUCGAGAUCGAGACGCGCGAACUGGCACCCGCCUAUUGGUUGGGGCCAGUCUACGACGUGAAGCGAGGCGCAUGGUUCACACCUGACGGAGAGGCUGUCGAUGAAGGGCUGGCCAUGCAGCUUGAGGAGGGCUACCUCAAGGUGAAGCCGUGGCGUCUCGAGAAGCCAGAAGAAAAAGAAAAGCGCUCCGUCUCGCAGCCUCGCACACGACCCGUCUCCAUGGGACCCGCUGCAGGUGACGAGUAUCGCAAAGAACUAGCCAGGCUCAACCGGGACUCGACUUCGAAUCCCGUCACCCCCAAGGCGUCGUUCGAUAGCCUGCGGAAGGAGGCGAGCAAACAAGACCAAGCCAAGCCAGACGAAGCAGCUCCACCACCUGCUCAACCCUCAGACUCGCCACGAACACAUAGGCUUUUUGGUGCCUACAUGAACUCGACUGUGACAUACCAAGACGAGAACACGGCCUGGCUCCUUACAGACGACAUGUGGUCGCGCAUGGGAAGCACACUAUAUCAACGCUUCGCGGGGGGCGCCCACUUUGCUGGAUACAAAUACAUCCGUGGCUACAAAGAUCCCAAGAAGGAAAAAAAAGAGACUAGAAUCGCCAAGGACCCCACCAGCAAAAAAGAAGCUGGCCGACCCACCACUCCAUCCAUGGCUUACGGCUCGGACCAUGGAAAGGGUGCCACAACCGACGGAUCCGAUGCCGAGACCACAGACAACGAGGACAGAGCCGAGUCUCCGACUCAGACACGUAGGCGGAACUUGGAAAGACAGGUCUCGUCUUUGAUGACGUCCUCCAAGACAGACUACGAACGCGAGCAGGAGGAAGAACAGCGGAAGCGAGAUGAAAAGGAGAUGCGUGAUGACUACAAAACCCAAGACAACCGGGAUCAAGGCCGCGAUAUUGAGCAUUUACUACUCAUCACGCAUGGCAUUGGACAGCGUCUCGGCAUGCGAAUGGAAAGCAUCAACUUCAUCCAUGACGUGAAUACCCUGCGCAAGUCCUUCAAAUCCGUCUACGCAGCUUCCCCUGAUCUGCAAGCGCUAAAUGCUGAAGUUGAGUCGGAGACCAAGAAUAACCGCGUCCAAGUUAUUCCCAUUGUGUGGCGCCACCUGCUCGACUUCCCACAACAAAGUCUCAAGCACAAUCGUAAGGAGCAUGACCUCGGCGAUCUUGACCACGAAGAUCAUGAGUACCCAAAUCUUGAAGACAUCACAGUUGAGGGUGUACCCGCUGUGCGCAAUUUCCUAACUGACCUCGCUCUCGACAUUCUGUUGUACCAGAGCCCUGCAUACAAGGGCCACAUCUCGCGCAUUGUCGUCAAUGAGUUGAAUCGUGUAUAUCGACUGUACAAGGAGCGCAACCCCAAGUUCAACGGCAAGGUCAGUCUGGUCGGCCACUCUCUAGGCUCCGCUAUCAUGUUCGAUAUCCUUUGCAUACAGAAAGACGCACAGUCACGGAUGAGCAACUCCACCAAAGGUCGACGUCAUACGGAAGAGGAUCUUAAGCUUGACUUUGAGGUGGAGGACUUCUACGCUUUAGGCUCACCGAUUGGACUCUUCCAGAUGCUCAAGGGUCGCACGAUUUCCGCCAGACAAUCGAAGCCAUUUGUCACGCCCAAGACGCCUGGUGACCCUCUCGACGAUCCCUUCUCGGCCACGGCGGAAGAACAAACACAUGCUUUUGACAUUACAACUUCUUCUCCUCUAUGCAAGCAGAUCUUCAACAUAUUCCAUCCCACAGACCCCAUCAGCUAUCGUAUCGAGCCCCUCAUUUCUCCAGCUAUGGCCGGCCUCAAGGCUCAACCUCUCCCAUACACCAAGAAAGGCAUCUUUGGCGCCCCCGCUUCGCAAGGCCUGACAGGUAUCGGCGCUCGCGUCAAUCAGAGUGUCAACGAAUUUUGGAGUUCCCUUGGCUCCGGCAUUGCCUCUGGCUUACUCAAUCGCAGUCUCGGCAUCUCCGGCACGGAUGUCGCAAACAGUCCCCAAGGUCAACGCACAUCUCGCCCAUUGUCCGUCGGCGCUCCAUCUACCGCCGCCAUUCCAGAUCUCCAUGAGCCCACCUCUGCCUUUUUAAAUGAAGAGCGCCGCAAGCGUCUCGGCCAGGAAACCAUUGUCCCUGGUGAAGAUGGCGAACAUCCACCCACGCUUAUCGAAAGCGAAGUGGAAACGCUAUUUGCUGGAUUUCAAAAGCGCAGAAAGAGUAACGCAACGAGCGACGACGGAAGCAAAAUCGGCGAAGCGGAUCUCGAAUGGCAAGAACUUGAAGAGAAAAGUAGGAAAUUGAAAAAGGAAGAAUUAAAGGUUCGCGCGCUCAAUAGUAAUGGGAGGGUGGAUUAUUCGAUCCAGGAAGGGGCUUUCGACAUCUCCCUCCUCGCUAGUAUCGCGAGUCAUCUAGCAUACUGGGCAGAUGAGGAUGUGAGCCAUUUCAUGAUCUCGCAAUUGCUAGCGCGGCAUCGCGUGUUUAAGCCCAAGGAGUAAAGUUUGGGUUGUGGAUGUAGGAUUUUGAUGUUGGAAUAUACCCUAGAUAGAGUCUUCGCAUUAGUAUGUAUAAGAGCGCUUUGCGUGCCUCUUCUCUUUUGCUUUAAGAGUAGUUCAAGGCGCCAAGUGAGUGUUGUGUGAAUUGAUGUAGCUAGCUAGAUAUCUGCUCGUGUCAGGUAAUCUGUAUUAGCAACAAACCGAGUAAGCAUUCGGUGGACCCUGAGCACCGGACUUCAGAAAC
Parastagonospora nodorum SN15 is the source of this 3220-nucleotide messenger RNA. RefSeq lists its product as hypothetical. Gene Ontology annotation, molecular function: glycerophospholipase activity; metal ion binding. The transcript has 4 exons. The coding region runs from base 1 to 2979 and encodes 992 amino acids. The record is from RefSeq and is a predicted model, not a curated record. Gene Ontology annotation, cellular component: cytoplasm. NCBI's taxonomy places the organism in Eukaryota, Fungi, Ascomycota, Dothideomycetes, Pleosporales, Phaeosphaeriaceae.